Molecule: messenger RNA, 1906 nt
Organism: Daldinia caldariorum
Lineage: Eukaryota; Fungi; Ascomycota; Sordariomycetes; Xylariales; Hypoxylaceae
Exons: 2
Coding region: 286-1725 (479 amino acids)
Biological process (GO): regulation of transcription by RNA polymerase II
Molecular function (GO): DNA-binding transcription factor activity, RNA polymerase II-specific; RNA polymerase II cis-regulatory region sequence-specific DNA binding; protein dimerization activity
Source: RefSeq, a predicted model, not a curated record
CGAUCCGAUCUCCCCGCUCCGAAACACCUAGUAUUCCACGAAUUAUACCAUCUUACGGCUCCUAUGUUCAUAUUACGAAUACCUAUUAUAUCACGACAUUUACACCGCGGCGACUACUUCGUAAACUUCGAUACGACUGUCACAAAUUACGAGUACCACUGGAACAUAAGACAAGACAACGACUUACAUAUCAAGGUUCUCUUCAAAAGUUUUGUUGCUACAAUUUGACCCGAACGUAUAUGUAUACCUCUCAGUUUCGCGAACAAACUGACCACGAAAGCACCCAUGAGCGCCGCGUGCAUACCACGUCCCGAAAUGGGUUCCUCGCAACCGCCUGACGGCAAUGCGCCGUUCGGUUAUCAUGUUUCUGAAGAUUUCUUAUUUGUUAGAGCUCCAACGCCUCCUCCUGGAGAUCCCUUACUCAGUAACGACGAUAAUAGACUACUAAAUCUUUUCUUCGAGGACAUGACGUCUAACCAGUAUUCUACUUCGUAUGGUGAAGGACUGAACUUUAGCGAUCAAUGGAUAAGUCAACUUCCACCGGCCUUCUUGGGCCAUACAACAUCUUUUGGGCAGCAGCCUCAGCAGCCCUCAACUUCUUCCAUGAACGGAAUGCCCUCGACUACGUAUCAAGAUGUGUUCUCCUUCGCCCCCAGCAUAAUGCCGCCGCCAGUACCACCUCCACAACCGCAACCACCUCUACAACUCCAACAUCUCCAACACCAUAAUACGCCAGCUCCUCAUACGCCGAUACACACGCCGAUACACACACCGAUAGAGCAGAACACCCACGCCGAUGUGGCCGCGGUUCUCACAUCUCUUCACCAUGGCCAUCAGAAUGCAUACCCGUCGAAUGCCAAUGGCAUAAAUCGCACACCUAUUAUGCCCUCCCAACAUAAUACUGUCGUCGACCAAAUAAGACAACCGCUCCGAAAUCACAUUGGCCCCGAGCGGAAUAGCCCUGCCCAAUCAAGACAUGCACUUCCUAAUCAAGCUGAUACACUCUUUACGGACAUGAUGUUUGGAACCCCUCAGGGAAUACCGAGCCAACGGUCGAUCGAGACCACCGAAUUACAAUGGGGUUCCGACUCGAGUUUUGCGAGAGCUCAAGGUUAUAUUCCGCCCGAACACGAGGCUAGUGAGGUGCUCGAACAGAAGCGAAUGGGCGUCUUGAAGGUCCUCUCGAUCAGUGAAAGUGCGGCCACUACCAGACCUCCAACUCCUUUAGGUAACGGGGAAAGUUCGUUUAAUCCAUUACGUGAUUACAAUACGAAUGGGCACGUCAAGGAAGAACUCGGCCGGGAGGCCCCACCUGCGAAACGACGAAAGAGCAAAAGUAAAGCGAAGGAAGAAGUUGAAGAAGAGAUGGAAGAUUUAUCAUCUAUACCGCCGAGGUCUGUGGCAAGGAAGCGCAAAUCCAAGGCAGAUUUAAGAGGAACCUCGGAUGCAUCUUCAACAGGCCAAGAGACGCCCGGCAAGCGGAGGAAGUCUACUAUAAGCGCAGGGAAAGCACCGCGAGAAAACCUUACGGAUGCUCAGAAACGAGAAAACCACAUUAAGAGUGAACAGAAAAGAAGAGGUGCAAUAAAAGAAGGAUUUGACGAUCUUAGCGAGAUCGUUCCAAAUCUAAGGGGAGGUGGCUACAGCAAGAGUACCAUGCUUUCAAUAGCGGGGGAGUGGCUUGAAGCUCUGCUAAAGGGUAACGAAGAGUUGGAGCGAUUAUAGUUCGAUGUUUUCACACACGCACUUUAAGAACUACCUAAUGAAUACAGCGAGGGUACAAUAUCUCGAUAUUACGACAGAGUUUCAACUUGGCCAGGUCUUUUUGGGAGGGGGGAUGUGGGAAGCCGGGCAAUGAAAAAAGUUUUUUUAAGGGGGGUUGACUGCGGUCCCGGCGGUAUUUUGC